Ananas comosus (pineapple) is the source of this 1998-nucleotide messenger RNA. Its product is annotated as RNA pseudouridine synthase 6, chloroplastic. The record is from RefSeq and is a predicted model, not a curated record. Gene Ontology annotation, molecular function: RNA binding; pseudouridine synthase activity. Gene Ontology annotation, biological process: pseudouridine synthesis. NCBI's taxonomy places the organism in Eukaryota, Viridiplantae, Streptophyta, Magnoliopsida, Poales, Bromeliaceae. Bases 1 to 1395 code for a protein of 464 amino acids. The transcript is spliced from 11 exons.
AUGGGCGAGGCAGGCGGCUUCGGUCCUCCCCUCACAAACCCCCGCCGCCGCCACCGCCGCCGCCGCCACUCCGAGUGGAUCCCCCCCUUAUGGGCCGUGCGGAGGAAGCCCUCCACCUCUCCGCCGCGCUCCUCCUCCUCCUCCUCCGCCGCCCCCGUCGCCUCCGCCUCCGCCGCAGCGUCGAGUAACGGUCACCCGGAGUACGAUCGGUUGCUUCCAUGCCCAUUGCAAAGUAGCCCACCUAGGGUUGAACAUCUUGUAGUUUCAGAAGGGUGCAAUGUUCUUGACUAUAUUAGUAGAGCUUUGCACCUUCCUCCACUGUUUGUUGCAGAUCUUAUUCACUUUGGGGCUGUGCAUUUUGCAUUAGUGUGCCCAGAGCCUCCUCCAACAGCAACUCCGGAACAAUUUCAGAUCUUUAAAGAAGUAACAGAACCAUCGGUCCUGCAGAAGAGGCCGUCCAUUAAAGGGAAGACGGUCAGAGAAGCCCAGAAAACAUUUCGGAUAACAGAUCCUAAUCAAUUCGUCGAAGCUGGUAGUUACCUACGUGUGCAUGUUCACCCGAAAAGAUUCCCGAGGUGCUAUGAAAUUGACUGGAGGUCUAGAAUAAUAGCAGUCACUGAUUCGUAUGUGGUCCUUGACAAACCUGCUGCAACCUCAGUAGGAGGAACAACAGAUAACAUAGAGGAAUGCUGUGUGACAUUUGCUUCUCAUGCCUUGGGAUUGGAAACCCCUUUGAGAACCACCCAUCAGCUCGAUAACUGUACUGAAGGCUGUGUUGUACUGGCUAGAACAAAAGAAUUUUGCUCUGUUUUCCAUGGAAAGAUUCGGGAAAAACAAGUUAAGAAGCUUUAUCUAGCGCUUGCUGCUACACCUGUGACAGCUGGAGUUAUUUCGCAUUAUAUGCGUCCAGUUAACAUUGCUCCUAGAUUAGUUUCAGAAGAUUCUAUUGGAAGAUGGCACCUCUGCCAACUAGAGGUGUUGGAGUGCAACGAGGUGCCUUGGCCAAAUUCUCAUAUCAGGAAAAUCCACAACAUUGAAGAUUGUGGGUGGCCGUCACAGGAAUCUGCCUAUGAGUGCAAAAUUAAUCUUGUGACUGGAAAAACUCACCAGGUUAGGGCACAGUUGGCUGCAAUUGGUGCGCCUAUAGUCGGAGACUCAAUGUACAUGCCUGCUGCGCUGGCAGAAAUGGCCAAUCCAGGAAUCAAUCCAUUUGGUAGAGGGAGAAAGGACUACACAAGUGAAGACAAAAGAAUAGCAGCUACUGAAGCCUGGAUUGCUCAACACGGUAAAGAACCAAAUGCAGCAAUUGGCCUUCAAGCAUCCCAUAUUUCCUGGGAUGAUGGUGAGUGCUCUUAUGAGGCUGGGGUUCCGUGGUGGCGACGAGAAACAGCUUAAUUUUGUCCAUACUAGACGGUGUAUGGACGGUUCCUUCAUUCCAUGUUUACACGCCAGCCUUUCGUGAUGUCCAGGCAUUUCACUCCGGGUUAAUUUGCCCCCAGGGGCCUCAAAUUUUUAGUUUCUGAUGUUAGGAAAGUUGGAGAAGGAUUUCUACAAGGCAUCGACUCCCAACAGUUAUAAGAACGAAGAAUUAUAGACGUUGAAAUUGUGCAACGUUUUUCUUCAUCUGCGACAGUUGAGCUGGCUGCAUUUGAUAGAAGUUAAUGCACUUCAGAGCACAACAGAGAGGAGCUCAAUAUAAGGUUUGACGUCUCUACCGCAUCUUUCCGGAUUCCUAUUUAUACAUUUGAGUAAUGGCUGGUCAAAAUUUGUACUUCAAGAAUGUUGUAAUUGCUCUUUUUCUUGUAUAAUGUUUCCUCAAUUAUUUUUAUGUCGAUAAUAUUCUAUUACUGAGUUGCACUGAAUUUCUCUUGCUGAUUAUAUUUUUUGGUUCAUGAGAGCUGAAUGUGCUUGCAAAUUGCUGCACAAUAAGGAAUCAACCUUAAUGUAUUAAUUACUGCAUUAUCAGCAAUUACCAGGGGCAUCGAAUUGUUGAUUUUC